Molecule: messenger RNA, 807 nt
Organism: Cicer arietinum (chickpea)
Lineage: Eukaryota; Viridiplantae; Streptophyta; Magnoliopsida; Fabales; Fabaceae
Product: small ribosomal subunit protein eS26y-like
Biological process (GO): translation
Cellular component (GO): ribosome; cytosolic small ribosomal subunit
Molecular function (GO): structural constituent of ribosome; mRNA binding
Source: RefSeq, a predicted model, not a curated record
UAUGGGCUAAAAAAUACAGGCCAUUACUUUGGACUCAAACUUGGGCUAAACAAGCUUUCGGCUCUAAUAUAUGAACAAAGAAAACCCUAAAUCUCUAUGUUGUUGUUGUUGCUGAAGAAACCCUAUCGUGAAACCAAACUCGGGUCUCAACUAUGACAUUCAAACGCAGGAAUGGUGGCCGCAACAAGCACGGUCGUGGCCAUGUCAAAUUCAUCCGAUGCUCAAACUGCGGCAAAUGCUGUCCUAAGGACAAGGCAAUCAAGAGAUUUCUUGUAAGGAACAUCGUUGAACAGGCCGCAGUUAGAGAUGUUCAAGAAGCUUGCGUCUAUGACCAAUACACCCUUCCUAAGUUGUACGUUAAGAUGCAGUACUGCGUAUCAUGUGCUAUCCAUUCUCACGUUGUGAGGGUUAGAUCUCGCACUGACAGGAGGAAGCGUGACCCUCCACAGCGUUUCGUUAGGCGCAGGGAUGAUGCACCAAGGCCGGGUCAGCCUGGUCAAGCACCUCGCCCUGCUGUAGCUGGAGCUGCUCCUGUCCGUGUCUGAAAGAAAAUAUCAAGAUUUUUAGUCGUGUUGGAUCAGUUUUAUGUGCCAAACCCGGUUUCCUUAUUAUUCAAUUUUUGGUUUCAUGUAGACACAUUAUACUGUUGCUCAAUUGCUUUACUUCUUGCGCAAUACCUACUUUUUGCAUUGAUAAUAUUGGGUGUCUUUAAUGAAAUUGUUAUUUGAUGUCAUGAGCGGAAUACCUACUUUUUGCAUUGAUAAUGUUGGGUGCCUUUAAUGAAAUUGUUAUUUAAUAUGUCAUGAA